ACCGUGUACCGAGCUGACAGCACGCGGGAUGACACCAUGGAGAACACACACACACAAACACACACUCACAGUCCGCUGCCGGUGCUCUAUAAAAACACAGACACACGAACACACGCUCAGCGAGCCACUGAGUGCGGAGGAGAAACUUUCUACCAACCAUCAUGGGCGUCAUCAUCUCACACAUCUUCUCCAGGUUCGCCUCCAAGACACCGGUCAGGAUUUUAAUGGUGGGCCUGGAUGCAGCAGGUAAAACGACUCUGCUGUACAGACUGAAGCUGGCCGAGGUCGUCACCACCAUCCCAACUGUUGGUUUUAAUGUGGAGACAGUGGAGUAUAAGAACAUCAGUUUUACAGUUUGGGAUGUCGGUGGUCAGACUGUCAUCAGACCUCUGUGGAGACACUACUACACUAACACACAGGGUUUGAUAUUUGUGGUCGACAGUAACGACCCAGAGAGGAUUAAAGAAGCUGCUGAUGAGCUGCACGGGAUGCUGGAGGAGUACGAGCUGAGAGACGUGGCUGUGCUGGUUUUCGCUAACAAACAGGAUCUGCCCAGAGCCAUGUCCGUCAGCGACGUCACAACGGCCCUGAACCUGUCAGCGAUCCCACAGAAGUGGUUUGUCCAGGCGUCCUGUGCCAUCAGUGGUACAGGUCUGGUCGAGGGUCUGGACUGGCUCUCCAACCACAUCCUAAAAAAGUAGGAGCUGAUGCGACGCUCCAGUGUUUGCCUUUAUUUUGUUUCCUGCUGCGUCUUUGAACACAUCAGACUGUCUUCUGUGAAUCCAGGAGAAACGCCAGUGAUCCCUCGCUGACUUCAAUCCACCUCGUCACCGAGACAUUUUACUGCUGCGCUCACUGCACACAGAAAAUCCUGUAGAUCUCAGCUUCUCAGCUAAAAUCACAAUUAAAAAGUUGAAAAUUGCUGAAAAAAGAGCGACCAAUGAUGGCAGGAGGUUGCUGCUAAAAAACAAUCGUUUAUGUUUCCAGUAAUUCCUCCAGGACACCAGCCAUCAGAGAUCGUGGGAGAUGAAAUGUUUCAGAGCUGUGGUUCACAACAUUUUUGGCUCGUUAUCUCUUAAAGCUAAUUCCACCUGUGUUCCCUCAUCACAGGUUACCCUAACCCUAAUGUGGAUACGAGCUGUGAUUAGUUCAGCCGAGUGAUUUUCCAUCUUUGCUUGUUUCAUUUGAAAAACUCGAGAAAAAUCAAAUCCAUACUCAUUAUUUUGUGAAACAGAAAGGAGGCAGAUUUUUCUCAGGAUGCCUAUAGAGAUUUUUUCCAAUCUGGUGUGGAAAAAAAAAAUUAACUGCACUGAUUAUCUUCAUCUUUUCAUCUGUUAAGGAAUUCUUUUACCAUAAGCAUUAGCAGAACAUGUGUCAUCUGUCAUUAGUGAUUGUGCACUUGAAAUAAACUUAAGUACAAAUUCUACGUAACACGCAGAAACAUGUAAUCGAGAAGUUUUUUUUUUACGUGUUGCUCUUUGAAUAAUCAGCUCAGAUAUGUCUAUAACUAAUAACUUAUAGCUUAGAAAUGAUAGUAAGCCUUUAUGAAAAUGUCUAUUGUUUAUUUAUUUUAUAUUAAAUUAAAGUUAUUAUGGUGA
Toxotes jaculatrix (banded archerfish) is the source of this 1598-nucleotide messenger RNA. Its product is annotated as ADP-ribosylation factor 4-like. The coding region runs from base 162 to 701 and encodes 179 amino acids. Gene Ontology annotation, molecular function: GTP binding; GTPase activity. Gene Ontology annotation, biological process: vesicle-mediated transport; intracellular protein transport. The record is from RefSeq and is a predicted model, not a curated record. The transcript is spliced from 6 exons. Gene Ontology annotation, cellular component: plasma membrane; cytoplasm. NCBI's taxonomy places the organism in Eukaryota, Metazoa, Chordata, Actinopteri, Toxotidae.